Molecule: messenger RNA, 12219 nt
Organism: Odontomachus brunneus
Lineage: Eukaryota; Metazoa; Arthropoda; Insecta; Hymenoptera; Formicidae
Gene: Dhc62B
Product: dynein heavy chain 12, axonemal
Exons: 31
Coding region: 166-12048 (3960 amino acids)
Biological process (GO): microtubule-based movement
Cellular component (GO): dynein complex
Molecular function (GO): ATP binding; dynein intermediate chain binding; dynein light intermediate chain binding
Source: RefSeq, a predicted model, not a curated record
CGGUCACCGUUGUCUCGCCGGAGCUUAAUUAGCAAAGUGCUCGUUCCCUCUAAUCGCCCAUCAACCGAGAACCUCGACAUUAAGGAAGAAUCAACGGUGACAUUUAUCGGGGGAUCUGUCCUGUUUUAAAAUCGAAAUUGCACUUUGAUCAACACAGCCGAAGUAAUGGUCAGCGUGUCAGACUAUCGUGAUAUCUCUCUGGACGGAAGUGAUGCGACAAAGGAAUCAUCCUCUGUGCCGGACGUUAUCAAAACUGUUUCGGAUAAUGCGGGAUAUCGGGCGUUGCAUCGCUUCAAGCUCGACAAAGUAUUCGCGAAGGAGGUGCAGGAUGCACUGGAAACGGUAUCGAUGGAAGCUAGGAUGCGUCAUCAUGAAGUGAUCGAUAUUCGACCGACCGAGUGCGAAAUAACGCGAUCGCAGGAUUUCUAUUUUAACCAAAUGAAAGAGGCCGCUGAAAAAGCGCCCGUUACUGGCCUGCUUCCGGAAUGGGAAGAGAGAAUUGGCGAGUUAGCGGGCCGGUCGCGGUUACGUGGCAAGUACGCGGAUAUCCUGGAGGAGCAGAUGCGGGAAACGAAGGAGCGUUACAACGAGGCGAUGCGGCACGUGGGAAUGUGUCGAAUAAUAGCCAUUGAGUGCGAGGAGGACUCGUACGCCGUCGUCGCGCCGUACAAGCAUCCCGGCCGCACCAAGGCGAUGGCGAAAUUUCUGAGGAAUCGCUGCGUGCUCGCCAAACAAUAUCACUUGUCGCACAGGCUUAUCAGAUGCAUCGUCGCGAAGGCGCAGCUGUUGCUGCCGGAGUUGCUCUGCGACGUCGGGCGAUAUCGCGGGCUCAACUUCCUCGAUCUCGACAGAUUUUUGGACUCGGUCGAGGCGGACCUGAAGAAAAGCGCGCACCUGAUCAUCGCGUCCUACUACAGCGGUGUGGUGCGAAUGGUCUCGCAGCGUCGUAACAUCCAGGACGUGGCAACGGGAGUAUUGCUGAACUUUCUCAAGUGCGCCACGCGGUUGCUCGGCUUGCAAAUAGUGAGCCGCGUGAUCGACACUAUCGAGCAUCUGCUGAAGGUUCUCGGCGAUCCCGCGGCGACGCCUCUGCUCCGGCUCGAGCUGAAGUGCGAGAGGGACGAUCUGUUCAUGAAUCCGCGGCUGUCGGAGCUGCACCAAGUCUUCCACGAUCUCGUGGACAACAUUGCACACGUCGCGCGACACCUGCCGCCGUUGGAGUCGUGGGCGCGAGUCAGAGGCCGCGCCGUCGGCGACGGGACGGCCGACGUGAAGUACGAGGACCUCGGCUCGUUUGCCGCGCCGCCGGACUGGUACCUGGACGAGGCGCAUCUACGCUUGGACCGGCUUCUGCGAGAGACCUUCCGGCCUUUGAGCGACUACGUGGUGGAAUUGCGGCUGCGGUUCAGCGACAUUUACGAGGCGGACGCGCGCCGCGAUGCGGUCGAGCGGACCGAAAAGGAACGCUCCCUUGAGGAAUGUGUCGCGCAAGUCCAGGACUUCAAUCGACGGAUACGCGAGAUCAACGGUAUGCCCAACAACGAAUAUCUGUCGACAAUGAGUCUACAUCAGCUCGCUGCCAAACGCGGCCUCGUCUCCUACGCGAACGAGUUGCGCGCACUCGUCAUCGAUGAGCUCGUCAAGCGUCACUGGAAUUACAAUGUGGAGAUAUGCAAUACCUUCGAGAGGCUGAGGGACCGGGCGUUGAACGUUCCGCGCACCACGAGGGAAUUGCUGGAGCUCGGCCAGUACAUGCUGACGGCGACGUCGACAUUGAUGCGGGAGAUGCAGGAGAAGAUAACACUCUCGCUGCGCAUGGUGGGCUCGUUGAUCGAGAUGACCAGCCUCAGUAAAUCCCAUAUCGAGCUGAACAACACGACGGUGCAGUGGUUGAAGCGCAUCAAGCCAGUGUUCGAUCGCAGCGCGUCGAUGUAUGAGCAGAUGAAGUUCGAGUUGGAGGAGAAGCUCCAGGAGGAGGUCGUGGUUUUAAAUGCGACGGUGGAGAACAUGUUCCCCAGGCUGGUCAUGAUGGACGACAUGGACGACGCAGGUCGCAUCAAGGAACAUAUAGAGGAUAUGCGAAAGUUAAUGCGCCAAUUGGAACGUAUGGAGCAACGGGCAGAGUUCAUAAACGCCGAGGAAUCAUUGUUCCAGUUCCCAUUGACGCAGUAUCCGCGCAUCCAGGAGCUGAAGGAGAACAUCUUGCCGUUUUACAGCCUGAUUUAUCGGGCCUACCAGUGGCAAAGGGAUCGCGGGGUCUGGCUGGACGGUCCCUUCGAGUAUCUCGAUGUGCAACACGUAGAGAACAAGAUCAAUCAGUAUCUGAUCGAUUUUAGUAAAACCUACAAGUUGUUCAAGACGCGAAUCAAGCUGCAAAUCGCGACGAAUUAUCCGUACAGUUUUGCAGGACUGGUAGAUGAUCCCGAUCCUUUUCAGCAACCGUCGCCUCAGAAACUGUGUCAUCAGUUAGUAGAGGACGGGAAAUGGCUCAAACAAUACAUUCCGUUGUUAGCCAUUUUCCGUAAUCCGGCAAUGCGGCAGCUGCAUUGGGGUGACAUGUCUGCAGUCGCGGGAUUCGAUCUGACACCGGACGCUGGCACAACUCUGAGAAAGAUAAUAAAUAUGAACCUGAUGGAGAAUCUGGAGAAGUACGAGAUAAUCAGCAGCAGCGCGACGAAGGAGUUGGCGCUCGAGGAGUCGCUUGAGAGGAUGAAAAGCGACUGGGACGACAUUUUCUUCAGCACUAUGCUGCACAAGGACACUCAGGUCUCGAUCUUGACACAUUUGGACGACAUAUUGACGCUGCUCGAGGAACAUACAGUCAAGUUACAGGCUAUGCGGGGCUCAGCCUUUGUGAAACUCAUCGAGGAAGACGUCAAGUCAUUCUACGUGUUGCUUCUUCGCAUACAGUCGACGAUAGACGAGUGGUCAAAGUUGCAGAUACAAUGGAUGUAUCUGUUGCCGAUCUUCUCGAGCAAGGAUAUUGUGAUACAGUUGCCCGAGGAGGAAGUGCUGUUCAUUGAGGUCGACGCGAUAUUUCGCAAGACGAUGAAGUACGUCAAGAGAGAUCCCAGAGUUCGCGAGACCGCCGGUGCCAUUGGUUUAUUGGAAAAUAUGCUGGAGGCGAACAUGAUGAUGGAGAAAGUCAACAACGGCGUACUGGGUUACCUUGAGAAGAAACGAUUGUUCUUUCCGCGAUUCUUCUUCCUCAGCAAUGACGACAUGCUCGAGAUUCUUUCUGAGACCAAGGAACCGCUUCGCGUUCAGCCCCACUUGAAAAAGUGCUUCGAAGGAAUUAAUCGGCUAGGUUUCGACGAAGAUCUGGAAAUUUAUUGUAUGUUUAGCGACGAUAAAGAGGAAGUGCCGAUGCAGGAAGUUAUCUCGACAGCUGCGGCGCGCGGAUGCGUUGAACGAUGGCUCCUUCAAGUUGAAAAGGAAAUGGUGACGUCGGUGAGAGAAGAGAUUUAUUUGAGCUACUUGGAGUACGAGAAGAAGGAACGAGUAGAGUGGGUCCUCUUGUGGCCCGGCAUGGUCAUCCUAUGCGUCGCGCAGAUUUACUGGAGUCUCGACGUACAAAGCUGCCUGGUCGGUCGCACGAGCUACGCGAUGGAGUCGCUCUACGAGAAGCUGAGAAACCAGAUCCUGAAGCUGGUCAAUCUGGGAAAUGGAUUUCGGCCGGCAGGACGACUUUCCAAGCAAAAUCGAACGACAUUGAACGCUCUGAUCACCAUCGACGUUCACGCGAUGGACGUUGUGAAGUCCCUCAUCGAGAAACAGAUCGUCAACGAGAUGGACUUCGAGUGGCUGUCGCAACUUCGUUAUUACUGGGAGGACAACGUCUACGUUAGAAUCAUCUAUUCGACGGUCAGAUACGCGUACGAGUACCUCGGCAAUUGCCCGCGACUCGUCAUUACGCCGUUGACCGACAGGUGUUACCGCACGUUGAUCGGCGCGUACUCGUUGCACUUGAAUGGCGCACCUGAAGGGCCGGCUGGUACCGGCAAGACUGAAACAACGAAGGACCUGAGUCGAGCCAUCGCCGUCCAGUGCGUAGUCUUUAAUUGUUCCGAGGGGCUCGAUUACAAAAAUAUGGGCAAGUUCUUCAAGGGUCUGGCGAGUUGCGGCGCAUGGUCCUGCUUCGACGAGUUCAAUCGUAUCGAGCUGGAGGUUCUGUCGGUCGUAGCGCAACAAAUUUUGUGCAUAAUACAGGCGGUACGUGCCGGUUUGGAGACGUUUAUCUUCGAAGGCACCGAAUUGAAGCUGAAUCCAGCGGUUUACGUGUGCAUCACGAUGAACCCGGGUUACGCCGGUCGGUCAGAGUUACCGGAUAACUUGAAGGUCCUAUUUCGUACAGUCGCCAUGAUGGUGCCGGAUUACGCGAUGAUCGCCGAGAUCUUCUUGUAUUCGUCAGGCUUCGGCACCGGUCGUGACCUCUCCACGAAAAUUGUCACCACGUACAAGUUGUGCUCAGAACAGUUGUCGUCGCAGUCGCACUACGACUAUGGUAUGCGAGCCGUCAAGACCGUUCUGUCGGCAGCGCAGAAUCUGAAGCUCAAGCAUCCUGAUGACGACGAGGCGGUGCUGCUGCUGCGCUCGCUGAUCGACGUGAACCUGCCCAAGUUCCUCGCACACGAUGUACCGCUCUUUCAAGGCAUCGUAUCCGACCUGUUCCCGGGACUGUCAGUACCCGCGCCUAGUUACGACGCGCUACUCGCCGCGGUGAACGACGUUGCCCAUCAGCGGAAUCUCCGUGCGGCGAACGUGUUCCUGCUGAAGGUUGUGCAGACCUACGAGAUGAUGAUGGUGCGCCACGGCUUCAUGUUAGUCGGCGAGCCGUUUGGCGGCAAGACCUCCGUUCUGCACACCUUGGCGGACGCGCUCACGCUCAUGCAUGAGCGCGGCGACGAGAACGGCGCGAUCACUACGUACUUUGUGCUGAAUCCCAAGGCCAUCACGUUGGGUCAGUUGUACGGUUACUUUGACCCGGUGUCGUUUGAGUGGAGCGACGGGAUAUGCGCGCAAGUGUUCCGCCGCUUCUCCAGCGAGGACACGCCCGAUCGCAAGUGGAUCGUCUUUGACGGGCCGGUGGACGCUGUGUGGAUCGAGAGUCUGAACACGGUACUCGACGACAACCGUAAGCUCUGCCUCACAUCGGGUGAGGUGAUGCGUAUGAGCGACACCAUGUCCAUGAUCUUCGAAACGAUGGACUUGGUGCACGCGUCGCCCGCCACGGUCUCUCGUUGCGGGAUGAUUUACGUCGAGCCACGUGCUCUCGGCUGGGAGCCUUUCCUCGAGUCCUGGAUUAUCGGAUUGAAUCCUGAAUGGGCGGCCGAGAAUACAAUGAUCGAGGAACUCUUCCGUUGGCUGAUGAGACCGUGCUUGGAGUUUAUUCGCAAGGAGUGUCGAGUGACCGUGGACGCCGGGGAAAUCCACCGAGUGGUGUCGACUAUGUCGUUCUUUGAAUUGCUCAUUGAGGACGCCGUGAGGCAAAGUCCCGGUGCGUACGACCAGCACCUUCCAGCCUGGUCCCAAGCCGCCAUGAUCGUCUCCAUGGUGUGGGGUGCGGCCGGCACGUUGGAUCGGGAGUCGCGAGGCAAAUUCAACGCGUUCUACCUGAGCCUCUGGAGAAACGAGAACCCGCAGUUACCUGCGCCUGACUGUGUGACUGCAGAUCCGAUUUCUCUGCCGGGCGAGGAGCCGAUUCACGAUCAGUACUACAACUUUCGCGGCAGAGGGGCGUGGCGACGGUACUCCGAAGCUGCCAAAGCGCAACAGUUCCCGGAAACCGAGAGUAUCUCGCGCACCAUUAUCCCUACGAUCGACACGGUGAAGUAUCAGAGCGUGAUGGCGAUGCACAUCAGGCAUCACCGGUGCUUUCUACUGUACGGCGACACUGGCACUGGUAAAAGCAUCUAUGUGAAGGACAUGUUGACCAACAAGCUGGACGAGGAGAAGUACUUGCCGAACCUUAUCACGUUCGCGCCGAGGAUCACUGCGGCGCAGACACAGGAGCUGGUGUUGGUGAAACUGCACAAGAGACGAGGAGGGACUCACUUUGGCCCACCGCUCGGCAUUCGCUGCGUCGUUUUCGUGGACGAGGUGAACGCGCCAACGAAGGAGAUAUACGGCGCGCAACCGCCGAUCGAGUUAUUGCGUCAGUUCCUGGAUCACGGAGUCUGGUUCGACUUGAAGAAGCCGGACCCUAUCACCGUGUUAGACACGAUGCUCGUGUGCGCGAUGGCACCGCCCGGUGGUAGGAGACAGGAGAUCUAUAGACGUUUUCUGCGUCACUUCAACAUGUUCACCAUCUGCGACUUCACGCGCGACACCCUCUUUCGGAUCUUCACGAAUCUGGCGUUCGUGGGAUUGAAGCAAAACGGCUUUACCGCCGGUGUGUUGCCGAUCAUCAACGACAUGGUGAACGCCACAACGCGCGUCUAUAACCACGCGAUGGAGCAUCUACGUCCGACGCCACUCAAACCGCACUAUCUUUUCAACCUACGUGACUUCGCACGUGUCAUCACCGGCUGCACCUUGCUAAGGAAGGAAUCCGCGGAGACUGGCAAGAAGGUCUUCUGCAAACUGUGGGUGCACGAGGUGCUGAGAGUGUUCGGCGACCGGCUGAUCGACCAGCCAGAUCGACGUUGGCUAUUCCAAGAGAUCAAAACGACCGUGGAAAGUGUUCUGAAGGAGCGUUUUGACACGCUGCUGGACCACUUGCCCAAGUACAAUGACCAGAUCACGGAGGAAAGUCUCAAUGACCUAAUCUUCGCCAAUUUUAUGGACCCAGAGGCGACGAUGGAGGACCGACUUUACGAGGAGAUACCGUCGCUGGAAGAAUACCAACGAUCAGGCCUCGUGUUCCUGCAGGAAUAUAACGAUACUCAUCGCGACAAGAUCGACAUCACGCUGUUCCAUUACGCGCUGCAGCAUCUCGCCAGGAUCUACCGUGUGCUAACCAUCCCGUGCGGCAACCUGCUGAUGGUUGGUACCGGCGGAUCAGGUAGGCAGAGCUUGACAAAGCUUUCCUCCGCCAUAGCUGGCUACGAUCUACGUCAGCCGGAGAUCACUGGCACAUACGGCAUGCAGGAGUGGCGGGAGGACGUGAAAUGGGCGCUGAAGAACUCCGGCGGAGUCGGCAAGGACCUCGUGUUCCUGCUGACCGAGGAGCAGAUCCGCGACGACGCGUUCCUCGACGACGUGGACAGUUUGCUGAACGACGGCGAGGUGCCGAAUAUCUUCAACGUUGAGGAACGGCAAGAGAUUAUCGAGAUGACGCGACUCGCCGCGCAGGGCGGCGAUCGCAACCUCGACAUUUCCGUGUUGAGCGUGCUGGCGUUCUUCGUCAGCCGUUGCCGUGAGAAGUUGCACAUCAUGCUGUGUUUCAGUCCGAUUGGCGACGCCUUUCGGAUUCGUCUAAGAAUGCAUCCCGGUCUGGUGAAUUGCUGCACCAUCGACUGGUUCGACGCUUGGCCGGAGGAUGCACUCGAGCAGGUAGCACGACGUACUCUCGUCGACCUCGAGCUCGCUGAGAACGUCAAAGACGAAUCCGUGGCGGCCUGCAAGUUCUUCCACGGUUGCGCGAAGGACGUGAGCGUCAGGUUCUAUCAGCUCACCGGCAAGAAAACCUACGUAACUACCGCCUCGUUCCUCGAUCUCAUGCGAAUGUUCGCCGAUCUGACGACGGAGAAACGACGGGAGAUCGCUCAAACCAGAGAACGGUACAUAAACGGCCUGGACAAGCUGAAAUUCGCGGCCGAGCAGAUCACUCAAAUGCGCAUCACGCUGACGGAGCUCAGGCCACAACUCGAGGCGUCAGCCAAGGAAACAGCGGAGACGAUGCAGCAGAUCGAGAAGGAGGACGCGAGUGUGAAGCAAGCGACGAUUCUGGUGAAGAAGGACGAGAACGUGGCUAAAGCGCAAGCCGAAGUCGCCAUGCAGUUGAAGAAGGAAUGUGAAGCCGACUUAGCUCAGGCUUUGCCGGCUUUGAACGAAGCCAUAGCUGCGCUCGACACCUUAAAGCCGGCGGAUAUUGCCGUGGUGAAAACUAUGAAGAGUCCUCCAGAGGUCAUUAAGCUGGUUAUGGCCGCCGUGUGUGUGAUGCUGAACGUACCGCCAAUCAGGAAGGAUGAUCCAGUCACUGGUGCUAAAAUUCUCGAUUAUUGGACGCCCAGCAAACGUAUACUCGGCGAUAUAAAGUUUCUGGAUAGUCUGCGGCAAUACGACAAGGACAAUAUCCCGGACCUCAUAAUACAAGAAAUCAAGAGAACAUAUAUGACGGACAAGAAUUUCGAUCCAAAGGUGGUAGCGCGCGCCUCUUCAGCCGCCGAAGGUCUCUGCAAGUGGGUGCGUGCGAUGGUCUUGUACGACGGCGUUGCAAAAAUAGUCGCACCGAAGAAGACUAAGCUCGCUGCUUCGGAACGCGAUCUGAAGAACACUCUUGCGUUUUUGGAGGAGAGACGGCAGACGUUGGCCGAGUUGAACAAGAAGCUGGAGGUGCUGCGCGAAAAACUGCGAGAAACACUAACGCGAAAGAUUCGUCUGGAGGAUGAGGUAACGAGCUGCAGAAACAAGUUGAUUCGCGCAGAGAAGCUGAUCAGCGGCCUAGGAGGAGAAAAAGAUCGCUGGACCACAGUGGCCGAGAAGCUGUGGGUGGCCUACAAGGCGUUACCCGGCGAUAUCUUGAUAUCUUGUGGCGUGAUCGCCUAUCUGGGACCUUACACUGCUAGCUUUCGUGCCGAGAGCCUUGAGAAAUGGACGGAGUACGUGACAAAGUCCAUGAUACCUUGCUCGCAAGAGUACAACUUUGUCGCGAUUUUGGGCACGGAGGUGAAGAUCAAUUCGUGGAACAUGUUCGGUCUGCCCCGUGACUCCUUCUCGAUCGAGAACGCCAUAAUAAUGGACAACUCAAAGCGCUGGAGCCUGUUCAUCGAUCCACAGGGUCAGACGAACAAGUGGAUUCGCAACAUGGAGAAGGUGAACGACCUCCAAGUCGUCAAGCUGACUGAUCGUGAUUACAUGAACGUUAUAGAGCACUCGAUCGAACACGGUAAACCAGUGUUAAUUGAGAACAUCAUGGAGGAGCUGGACGUCGCUCUGGACCCAAUAUUGACGCGACGGAUAUACAAAUCCGGCGCCUUCUGGUACAUCACUCUCGGCGAGAAGAACAUCGAUUACAAUCCGCGCUUCCGUCUAUACAUGACGACCAAGCUGCGCAAUCCGCACUACUCGCCGGAGAUAUUCAAUAAAGUGACGCUGAUUAGUAGCGCCUUGACUCUGGAGGCGCUGGACGAUCAGCUGCUGGGCAUAGUAGUCGCGAAGGAGCGACCGGAUCUGCAGGAGAAGCGCGAGUACUUAAUCGUGCAGAACGCUCUGAACGUGAAAGCUUUAAAGGAGGUGGAAGAUAACAUCCUGCGGAUUCUGUCGGUCGCCGGUGUCAAUAUCCUCGAGGACGAGGAAGCUAUCGAGAUCUUAGACUCGUCGAAGAUCCUGUCGAGUGACAUCGAGAAGAAGCAGGCGGCGGCGAAGAAGACGGCGAUGCAGAUCGACGUGUUUCGUCAGAAUUACCGGCCAAUCGCCAAGUACAGCGCGGCGCUCUACUACACCAUCACCGAUCUGCCCAACAUCGAUCCGAUGUAUCAGUAUUCGUUGACGUGGUUUAUCAACCUGUACAUCGGCUCGAUUGAGACCGCCAGCAAGAGUAAGGAUCUUGAGCGACGACUUGGCUUCCUGCGCAGCACGUUCACCUACAAUCUCUAUCAGAAUGUGUGCAGGUCACUGUUCGAAAAAGACAAGAUUCUGUACUCAUUCAUUCUGUACACAACGAUCCUGUUGGCGUCGGGCGAGAUCACCGAGGAUGAGAUGUCGUUUCUCAUUAUCGGCGGCUUCGCUCUGGGCGAACCGACCGUGAAGAAUCCCGCCAUCGACUGGCUCCCCGAAAAAUCCUGGGGCGAGAUAUCGAGGAUUGCCAGUGCUACGCCGGUGUUUGCCGACUUCAUGCGAAGUUUCCGAGACAAUCUACCAUCAUGGAAAGAGUUCUACGAUCUUUUGGACCCAGUGGACGCGCCUCUACCAAAACCUUGGGAAACGAAGUUGACGCCUUUCCAGAAGUUGAUCGUCGCGAAAGUGAUAAGGCCGGAUAUCGUGCCGAUAAAGAUCCAGCGCUUCGUGGAAGUCGGGAUGGGUCUGAAGUUCGUGGUACCUCCGCCUUUCGACAUCGCCAAGUCGUACGCUGAGUCGAGCUGUUUGACACCCCUGGUUUUCAUCUUGUCGACCGGUUCCGAUCCCAUGGGCGCGCUGACGAAAUUCGCGGAGAGCAAGAACUACAUGGACCGUUUCGAAUCGAUCUCGUUGGGUCAGGGUCAAGGGCCUAUUGCGCAGAGAAUGAUUGAACGAGCGCAGUCCGAUGGUUCCUGGGUCUGCUUGCAGAACUGUCACUUGGCUGUCUCUUGGAUGUCCGUUCUGGAGAAGAUCUACGAGAGCCUCGAUCACGUCAACACCGAGCAGAACUUCCGCCUGUGGUUGACUAGUUACCCAUCGGACAAGUUUCCCGUUAGCAUUUUGCAGAACGGUGUUAAGAUGACUAACGAGCCGCCGAUAGGUCUGCAAAACAACAUUAUGAGGUCGUUCAUGGCGGAAGGUACGAGAGAAGUAGACGCUUUGGAGAGAGAUUUGACAAAAAAGAAGACAUUCUUCAGACUGCUGUACGCUUUGUGUUUCUUCCACGCGGUGAUCCAAGAGCGACGGAAUUACGGGCCUCAAGGCUGGAAUAUUCGAUACGACUUCAACGAAUCCGACUUGCAAAUAUCCGCGAUGCAAUUGGAACUGUGCGUCGCGAAUUACGAGAAUGUACCUUUCGAUGCGAUCAUGUAUCUUACCGGCGAAUGCAAUUAUGGCGGUAGGGUGACGGACGAUCGGGAUCGCAGGUGUCUGAACACUAUUUUGCAGGACUUCUAUAACCCGGACGUAAUCGUCGAUCCGAACUAUUCGUUCGCCGACGUUGGUCCCGAGUACACCGUACCGAAAAGGCACACUCACGAGGAUUACGUGAGGCAGAUACGAUCGAUCCCGCUGAAUCCAUCGCCAGAGGUGUUCGGCCUUCACGUGAACGCCGGUAUAACUCGCAAUCUCAAGCUCGCAGCUGAUCUGCUCGAUUCCAUGGUACGAAUACGAAGCGCCGUGGUUACUGGCGACGCUACGAAGCAAGAUGAAAUCCUGUUGAAUAUGAAGCGAGACAUUUACGAGAGAAUGCCGGAACUCUUCGACGUAGAGGAGGCGCAAAAGCGCUUCCCGAUCGAGUACAUGGAGUCGAUGAAUACAGUGUUGGUGCAGGAACUGGGAAGGUACAAUGAUCUCUUAGCGGAGAUCCGAAGCAGUCUGUCGAUGUUGGAGAAAGCGGUGAAGGGACUGAUAGUGAUGACGCCGUCGUUAGAGGAACUAGCAAGCAGCAUGCUCAGCGCAAAGAUUCCGCCGAGUUGGGCGAAGGCGAGCGCAUAUCCCAGUUUGAAGCGGUUGCCGAGUUUUGUGGACGAUUUCCUGAAGCGACUAGACUUCCUACAAAAAUGGCUGGUCCACGGGAAACCGGACACGUUCUGGAUAUCUGGGUUCUCGUUUUCGCACGCUUUCCUAACCGCGAUCAUGCAGAAUUAUGCCAGAAAGUACAAAAUACCAAUCGACAAAAUCACCUUCAACUAUGAAAUACUCUCGACGUAUCAGUCCAACGUGUCACCUGUCGAUGGAGCUUACGUUUAUGGAAUGUUUUUGGCGGGAGCUCGAUGGGACACAUCGUUAAUGUUGCUGGCCGAGAGUUAUCCGAAGAUAUUGUGGGACUCCAUGCCGAUCGUAUGGUUCAAACCAUGCGAAAUAGCGUCUCUUCGUGUCGGCAACCGAUACGAAUGUCCAUUGUACAUCACAUCGGCACGUUUCGGCGUGCUGAAAACCACGGGUCACUCCUCAAAUUAUGUGCUAUCAAUAUUUCUGGACACGGAUCGUCCUGUGAGCCAUUGGAUCAAGAGAGGAUUAGCUUUGUUAUGUCAAUUGGACGAUUGACUUAACGCAUUUAUGACACUUUUGUUUUAUUGCAUUGCAAGAUACUUUAUUUUUAUCAUCUUCUGAGUAACAAAUGUUGUAAAAGUAUCGUAUAAAAUUACUGCCUAACUUGUUUUUCUCUUUUAAAAUGUUAGAUGUACAACUUUGCUUCCGCCGUUUUUUUUUCCGAAA